Trichomonas vaginalis G3 is the source of this 1422-nucleotide messenger RNA. Its product is annotated as protein disulfide isomerase family. The coding region runs from base 1 to 1422 and encodes 473 amino acids. NCBI's taxonomy places the organism in Eukaryota, Parabasalia, Trichomonadida, Trichomonadidae. The record is from RefSeq and is a predicted model, not a curated record. The transcript has a single exon.
AUGAUCUUUCCAUUAGUAUUUUAUCGUUUGAAAGAAGUAACAGGUGAAAUUGACCAACUUCCAUAUCUAUCUGGUAAGAUGAUCAAAGAAUUCGCCAAAUCCCACGAAAAUACAGUAAUGUUGUUUUCGGACCGAACAAGGCCGCUCCAUUUCGUUAAGUUCGCAUUAGAAUUCUACAAGAGUAAUGUCACGUUUGCGCGUGCAUCAGAAAGAGACGGAAAAGGCUACAAAUGCACUUCAUUUCCUUGCAUUUUUGCUUUCAAGAAUGGUCGCAGAAUCAUUGAUUCAGAACCAGUCCCAUCACAAGCUAUUAAUUUCACUCGCUGGGUGAAAUAUAUCUUUGAAAACAACGAUCAUUCAAUAGAACACCCAGAAGUAUUGCGUAGACUACUUGCAUCCAAACAAACAUGUGUUAUUUCCAUAGGUAAUUAUCCACGUCCAAAGUUUAUGAACAAAGACAUGCAUUUCUACCAAGUAAAUCCUUCAGUUUUCAAAUUAUUGAACAUGGAAGUUAAAGAAGGAUUAUAUUCAUAUACGGCAUUAGCCCGAAUAUUGCAUGAAAUCAAAGAUUCCAAUCACGAUUUCAACACUUACGUUCAGAAUUUCGAUGAAAAAGAAUAUUUUUCAAAGAAAUAUUUCGGAGGGUUCGUUUUACAGACCACGGACAAUCCCAAGUGCCAAUUAGAAUUCGAUAUCAUGAAUAAACUUGGCAAAAAAUACGAAAAAGAAAUUUCAUUUGCUCCAAUCUACGGAAAAGUAGCAUUUUCAUUCCUCGAGAAUGCUAAGAUACAUCUGUUCGACACCCCAAUGUUCGUUGUUUUCGAAACAGAUGGAAUUUUCUCCAAUAGAUACACCAUUAUUAACCAAACCUUGAUGCACGACUACAACUACAUCGACCAAUUUGUUGGAGACAUAGUUUCCGGUAAGAAGAACUACACGGUUCACUCCGAAAUCCUUGAACCAACUAAAAAUAAGUAUUUGAAACCGAUUUCUUACGAAUCGUUCUGGCCAACUUUGAACAUGUCCAUAGCCGAUACCGUUGUAUACUUCUACAGUGGCCAAUGCGAAGGUUGUUUGAAGAUGAGACUUGUUAUUAACAGAACCGCUUCACUUCUCCGCGAAAACAACAUUAAGUUCUACACAUAUAACUUAAGUCUCAACGAAAUGCCUUCGAAUUUGGAGUUGGGAAGGACAAUUCCACAAACUUAUUUAUUCAGACAUAAUAAGUUACAAAAACCAUUACUUUAUGAUGGUCUGGAGAUAGUUGGUGAACUUAUAGCAUUCCUGAAAGAACAAGGAACUGAAAGAUUGGAUGUUCCUUCUUAUUCUGAAAAAAAGAUUAGAAAAGAGAUUGCUGACGAAUAUAGUUUAUUGAGCGAACCAGUGGAACUCCAUAAAAGAGUGGUUUCUGCUGACCUUUAG